Molecule: messenger RNA, 1538 nt
Organism: Melospiza melodia melodia
Lineage: Eukaryota; Metazoa; Chordata; Aves; Passeriformes; Passerellidae
Product: cobalamin binding intrinsic factor-like
Exons: 9
Coding region: 211-1482 (423 amino acids)
Biological process (GO): cobalamin transport
Molecular function (GO): cobalamin binding
Source: RefSeq, a predicted model, not a curated record
UCCCCAGUGAUCGCAAAUGGAAAAUCACCGGCCUUCCUCCCCCGCUGGGCACACAGAUAAGCCAGCAGAGCUUGGCAGAGCCAGGGCAGCUGGGGGAGGGCAGGUGACGGGACAAGGACAUUGGGAACAGCUAAAAGCGGAGAGGACGCCCAGCGAGCCGAAUUCCCGCAGAACUCUGCCACCCUGAGUGGGUCAGCUGGCUCCAGAAGGAUGUUUGGUGUGGCUUUGGGCAUCGGGGUCCUGCUGGCCCUGCUGGGCUGCACAGCCACCGAGGACUGUGUGGCCCCGCAGGAUAAGGUCUCCCAGCUGCUCCAGCGCAUGGAGGAAUCUGUAAAUUUCGAGGAGCCGGCGAAUCCCAGUGUCCUGCUGGCCAUGAACCUGGCUGGGGGGGACAGUGACGGUCCCAUCCACAAGUGGCUGCUCGAGGAGAUCAAGGAGGAGGCAGUGAAGAGAGCCCAGAAAGACAUGACCUCGGGACAGGUGGCUCUGCACGUCCUCGCCCUCCUCUCCUCCUGCCACGAUCCCCACCAUGUCCAUGCCCUCGAGCAGACCCUCGACCUGAUCAGUGUCCUGCAGCAGAAAACAGAUGAGGAGACGACCAAACUGGAGGCCGAGGGGAUUCCCAAAACCACUCUGUACAGCCUGGGCCUGGACACCCUGGCCCUGUGCCUGGCUGAGGCAGACGGUGCUCAAAGGCCAUCAGUGGCCCUGGCCAAGCAGGUGCUGAACCCCGAGAGACCCAUCUCCGUGGACACCCAGGCCAUGGUGGCACUGGCACUGGCCUGCGUCUACGACCACGUGGAGCUCCGAGACGUGCAGGACCUGCUCUGGGAGGCACUUCAGACAGUGAGCAACAGCUUCCUGGAUGAGCAGGAGGAGAGGGACGGCAUGAUCGGGAAUAUCUACAGCAUGGGGCUGGCCCUGCAGGCACUGGAGGCCACAAGGAAGUUUUACCACCCACGGGAGUGGGACUGUGCCCAGGCCUUCUCCAGGGUGUACGCCCACAACUACCAGCAGCCCAUGGCCAUCGCCCAGGUGCUGCCAGCCCUGGUGGGCAGGUCCUACCUGGAUGCGGCUGGCCUGGACUGUGCUGCCACCAUGUCCCCAGGCCGACAGCUGCCCCUGCCCCCAGUGCUGGGAACACACAGCAUUCCCAGAGCCCUCAUCCAGGUGCAUUACUGCAUCACCAACGAGCUCCAGGGAAUACCCUUCCACAACUGCACCUCAGUGGAAGUCCCAAGUGGCUCCACUCUGCUCCAGGUGAUGGAGGAGGCAGCAAAGAAGGACCCCCAAACCUUUAGCUUCCAGACGGAGCAGACGUUCUGGGGUCCCUAUGUGACCUCCAUCCACGGGCUGCCUGGCAGCACAGAGGACAGGACCUACUGGAUGUUCCUCAGUGCUGGGAAUGCCCUUGAGGAAGGGGUUGGCACCUACAAACCACACGAUGAGGAGCACAUCGAGGCCAUCUUCAGCAAAUACUGAUGCCAGCAAGACACCCUGGACCCCUCCAUGGAGCAAUAAAGUGACAUUCCAGCAUG